AUGUCCGGCAGCUUUUUAGAGAUUUUGUUGGUAGAUCUUCAGAAGACCCCAGAUGUGGAAGCAGUGACGACUUUUGCUGGAUUUGUACAUGGUAAUGAGAAGAAGAACGUCCUGAGUUGCUAUAACUUUUCGAGUUACCCUCGUCAAAACACAAUCCUCGCAGUCUGUCCGGGACGACCGGACGAAAGCCCGGAUGCGGUGAGCGAUCUCUCAAACCUCAGACGGCGCGGCGCUUUGGCAAGAAGAGUAUUCUCGAUGGCCUGGGCUGGUUUGGCGCGGCGCCGUGGCGUAGUGAUACACCUUACAUAUCUACUAAUGAGUCGACAUGAUCCGCACACGUUCGAAUCCCAUUCCAAGAAAAGAAAGUAUAAAUUGGGUAAUACACUAGUAGUUGGCUAUACCUUCAAGCAGUCACAAGUCAAGUUGAAGUACCAGCAACAGUUUAGACUGGUUGAAACUGAAGUCGUUGGAAAAUAUAGGUGUACAUAUGUAAGAUGUCUACAAUAA
This is a messenger RNA of Acanthoscelides obtectus, 507 nucleotides long. NCBI's taxonomy places the organism in Eukaryota, Metazoa, Arthropoda, Insecta, Coleoptera, Chrysomelidae. The record is from the annotation of a GenBank genome assembly.